Molecule: messenger RNA, 1369 nt
Organism: Salvia hispanica
Lineage: Eukaryota; Viridiplantae; Streptophyta; Magnoliopsida; Lamiales; Lamiaceae
Product: transthyretin-like protein
Biological process (GO): urate catabolic process; purine nucleobase metabolic process
Cellular component (GO): peroxisome
Molecular function (GO): 2-oxo-4-hydroxy-4-carboxy-5-ureidoimidazoline decarboxylase activity; hydroxyisourate hydrolase activity
Source: RefSeq, a predicted model, not a curated record
UCGUAAUUAGCAUACGACUCGACACACAGUAAUACACACACUCUCUUUAUAUGUCGAACCUUCAAUGAUCUUUUGAUGAUUCAAUUUUACGCGCUUCACACUUCCACAAUCAAACCAGCAAACUGAAAACCCUCGAUUCGAAACCGAAUUCGCAGCGAGGCAGAGUUUGAGGGAUUUUGGAGUAAUGGAUUUGCCGAGUGAGAAGGAAUGGCUGGCAUGCUGUGGGAGCACCAAAUUUGCACAAGAAAUGGCGUCCGCCGCUCCAUUCUCCAAUUACCAACAAGCCGUCGAUGCUGCCAGAGAUAUCUGGUUCAAUAAAGUGGAUGUGAAUGGAUGGCUUGAAGCGUUUUCUGCGCAUCCUGCCAUCGGCGAAAGCCCUUCCAAAACCGUCAAGAGUCAAACCAGUGCUCAGUGGAGCAAGGGAGAGCAAUCGACUGCUUUAGCAACUGCUACCGAUGCUACAUUGCAGGAGCUAUAUGAUUGGAAUGCUCGCUACAGGCAAAAGUUUGGUUUUGUCUUUCUCAUAUUUGCAUCUGGAAGAAGUACCCCUGAGAUACUUGCUGAGAUUAAGAAACGGUACCAUAACAGGCCAAUCAUUGAAUUUGAGCUUUCGGCCAAGGAACAAAUGAAGAUCACUGAACUACGUAUGUCCAAGCUAUUCCCAGCUAAUGCAACUGUUGCUUCUAUCACCAAGACCCCUCACAAAGCAGAUGUGGCGACAAAAGCAGGAGAAGAUCGCAUAAGUGUGAUUGGAGGCCAUUUGUCCACUGCAAAGGAGACUCCUGCAGCCGAGCCCCCGAGAGCAUUCACUAGAACACGUCCACCAAUCACAACCCACAUCCUUGAUAUUGCUCGUGGUGCCCCAGCUUCUGGCGUUGAUGUGCGUCUGGAGAUAUGGGCCGACAAGCAAUCACGGCCAAUGUUUGGUGAGGCGGAUUCGGGGCUUUGGAAACUCGAGGGUCUGUCAAGUACAGACAGAGACGGGCGGAGCGGUCAGUUGAUGAGCAUGGUGGAUGCUCUCAGCCCCGGGAUAUAUCGGAUUAGUUUCGACACGGGGAAGUACAAUCCUGAGGGGUUUUUCCCUUAUGUUGGAAUAGUGUUUGAAGUGAAGGAAUCGCAGAAAUGGGAGCACUUUCACGUUCCUUUGCUGCUUUCUCCAUUCUCGUUUUCCACGUAUCGUGGGAGCUAGAUUCUAACAUCUUUGAUAAUGGGGUGUGAAAGUGUAAUUUUCCAUGUCCAAAUCUAAUGUUUUUAUGGAGAUUUUGAGGUGUAUUUUGAACCUUAGUUAUUGUGUAUCCACGUCUUGAUGCAGCCUUUGCACAUGGUUAAAACUCAAACAUAAUAAAUGAAAUUUGUGCAAUUUAGUACU